GGACGCGGGGCUCGGCGAGGCCCGGCUCCGGCCCCCUGAAUUGGGGGGUCCGCGUCUGCCCCAAACGCCGCUUUCUUCCGUUUUCCAUGUCAUUUCCUGUACUAAUAAGAUGGUGGUCAAAGCAGGGGAGGAGAGCAGCAGCCAGUCGCCGCCGUGCUGCUGCCGGCGCUGAAACUUUGCCCGGCCGGGGACCCCGCGCGCGGCCGCCCUGUCCCGCCGCGCACCGCCGCCCCGGCCCCGGCCCGUCCCGCCGUCCCGCGUGGGAGCCCGCGAAGGACAGAAUGACUGAGAACAUGAAGGAGUGCUUGGCCCACACCAAGGCUGCUGUAGGGGACAUGGUGACAGUAGUGAAGACAGAGGUCUGCUCACCACUCCGGGACCAGGAGUAUGGCCAGCCCUGCUCUAGGAGACCGGAGUCCUCUUCUGUGGACGCUGAACCCAAGAAGCUGAAGGGAAAGCGUGAGCUCUUCGUGACCAAAAGCUUCCAGCAAGUGGACUUCUGGUUCUGUGAGUCCUGCCAAGAGUACUUCGUGGAUGAGUGCCCGAACCAUGGUCCCCCCGUGUUUGUGUCUGACACGCCAGUGCCUGUGGGCAUCCCAGAUCGGGCAGCCCUCACCAUCCCACAGGGCAUGGAGGUGGUAAAGGAAGCCGGUGGGGAAAGUGAUGUGCGGUGUAUAAACGAGGUCGUCCCCAAGGGCCACAUCUUUGGCCCCUAUGAGGGGCAGAUCUCUACCCAGGACAAGUCAGCUGGCUUCUUCUCGUGGUUGAUUGUGGACAAGAACAACCGCUACAAGUCCAUAGAUGGAUCAGAUGAGACCAAGGCCAACUGGAUGAGGUACGUGGCCAUUUCCCGGGAGGAGAGGGAGCAGAACCUCCUGGCAUUCCAGCACAGUGAGCGCAUCUACUUCCGGGCAUGCCGAGACAUCCGGCCUGGAGAGCGGCUGCGGGUCUGGUACAGUGAGGACUACAUGAAGCGCCUGCACAGCAUGUCCCAGGAGACCAUCCACCGCAAUCUGACCCGGGGAGAGAAGAGGUUGCAGAGGGAGAAGGCUGAGCAAGCCCUGGAUAGUGCGGAAGACCUAAGGGGUUCCACUCAGUUCCCUGUGUUGAAACAGGGCAGAAGUCCCUACAAGCGCAGCUUUGAUGAGGGGGACAUACACCCUCAGGCCAAGAAGAAGAAAAUAGAUCUCAUCUUCAAGGAUGUACUAGAAGCCUCACUGGAGUCUGCUAAUGUGGAAGCCCGCCAGCUGGCUCUGAGCACCUCUCUGGUCAUCCGGAAAGUCCCCAAGUACCAGGAUGAUGACUAUGGUCAGAGCGCUGCUGCCAUGACCCAAGGCGUACAGAAUAUCCGCCGGACCCAGGGGGAAGGGGACUGGAAGGUCCCCCAAAGGGUGGAGGAUGAAGAGGAGGAGCCUUCGUCAUUCAGGGCUGACAGUCCUGCCGAGGCCUCUCUGGCAUCCGACCCGCACGAACUGCCCACCACCUCCUUCUGCCCUAAUUGCAUUCGCCUGAAGAAGAAAGUGCGGGAAUUGCAGGCAGAGCUCGACACGCUUAAGUCUGGAAAGCCACCUGAGCCCUCCGUUCUGCCUCCGCAGGUACUGGAGCUCCCUGAGUUCUCAGAUCCUGCAGCCUCAGAGAGCAUGGUCUCUGGCCCUGCCAUCAUGGAGGAUGACGACCAGGAAGUGGAUUCUGCAGAUGAGUCUGUCUCCAAUGAUGUGAUGACAGCAACCGAUGAACCCUCCAAGAUGUCCUCCGCCGCUGGGCGCCGCAUCCGACGCUUCAAGCAGGAAUGGCUGAAGAAGUUCUGGUUCCUCCGAUAUUCCCCGACCCUCAAUGAGAUGUGGUGCCACGUGUGCCGCCAGUACACGGUGCAGUCCUCGCGCACCUCUGCCUUCAUCAUCGGCUCCAAGCAGUUUAAGAUCCACACUAUCAAGCUGCACAGCCAGAGCAACCUGCAUAAGAAGUGUCUGCAGCUGUACAAGCUGCGCAUGCACCCGGAGAAGACCGAGGAGAUGUGCCGCAACAUGACCCUGCUCUUCAACACCGCCUACCACCUGGCACUGGAGGGCAGGCCUUACUUGGACUUCCGGCCGCUGGCAGAGCUCCUGCGCAAGUGUGAGCUCAAGGUGGUAGACCAGUACAUGAACGAGGGCGACUGUCAGAUCCUCAUCCAUCACAUCGCGCGGGCGCUGAGGGAGGACCUGGUGGAGCGCCUGCGUCAGUCACCGUGCCUCAGCAUCAUCCUGGAUGGGCAGAGCGACGACCUCCUGGCUGACACAGUGGCCGUGUACGUGCAGUAUACCAGCACUGAUGGGCCCCCGGCCACAGAAUUCCUAUCCCUGCAGGAGCUAGGCUUCUCCAGCACAGAGAGCUACCUCCAGGCACUCGACCGGGCCUUCGCUGCCCUUGGCAUCCGCUUACAGGAUGAGAGGCCAACUGUCGGCCUGGGAGUGGAUGGGGCCAACAUCACCGCCAGCUUGCGUGCCAGCAUGUUCAUGACCAUCCGCAAGACGCUGCCCUGGCUUCUAUGCUUGCCCUUCAUGGUGCACCGGCCCCACCUGGAGAUCCUGGAUGCCAUCAGUGGGAAGGAGCUGCCCUGUCUGGAGGAGUUGGAGAACAACCUCAAGCAGCUACUGAGUUUCUACCGCUACUCGCCGCGUCUCAUGUGUGAGCUGCGCUCCACAGCUUCCACCCUGUGCGAGGAGACGGAGUUCCUGGGGGACAUCCGUGCGGUGAGGUGGAUCAUCGGCGAGCAGAAUGUCCUGAACGCCCUCAUCAAGGACUACCUGGAAGUGGUGGCCCACCUCAAGGAUGUUAGCAGCCAGACACAGCGGGCAGACGCUUCCGCCAUCGCGCUGGCCCUGCUGCAGUUCCUCAUGGACUACCAGUCCAUCAAGCUCAUCUACUUCCUGCUGGACGUGAUCGCCGUGCUCUCACGCCUGGCCUACAUCUUCCAGGGAGAGUAUCUCCUGGUGUCGCAGGUGGACGACAAGAUCGAAGAGGCCAUCCAGGAGAUCAGCCGGCUGGCAGACUCCCCGGGGGAGUACCUGCAGGAAUUUGAGGAGAAUUUCCGAGAGAGCUUCAAUGGGAUCGCCGUGAAGAACCUCAGGGUGGCUGAGGCUAAGUUCCAGGCUAUCAGGGAGAAAAUCUGCCAGAAGACACAGGUCAUUCUGGCACAGAGGUUCGAUUCCCGAAGCCGGGUCUUUGUGAAGGCCUGCCAAGUGUUCGACCUAGCCGCCUGGCCCAGGAACAGUGAAGAGCUCCUGAGCUUCGGCAAGGAGGACAUGGUUCAGAUCUUCGACCACUUGGAAGCCAUUCCUACCUUCUCACGGGAUGUGUGCCGCGAAGGGGUGGACCCCCGGGGAAGCCUGCUGAUGGAGUGGAGAGACCUCAAGGCUGAUUACUACACCAAAAACGGCUUCAAAGACCUCAUCAGUCACAUCUGCAAGUCCAAGCAGAGGUUUCCGCUCUUGAACAAGGUCAUUCAGGUCCUCAAAGUCCUCCCCACCUCCACUGCCUGCUGUGAGAAAGGCCGCAGUGCCCUCCAGCGGGUCCGCAAAAACCACCGCUCCCGCCUGACCCUGGAGCAGCUCAGUGACCUGUUGACAAUUGCUGUGAAUGGACCACCCAUCGCCAACUUUGAUGCCAAGCGAGCCCUGGACAGCUGGUUUGAGGAGAAGUCUGGCAACAGCUACACACUGUCAGCGGAGGUCCUCAGUAGGAUGUCUGCCCUGGAGCAGAAGCCCAUGCUGCAGGCUGUGGACCAUGGCUCUGAGUUCUACCCAGACAUGUAGGGGCCUGCACAGCAGAGGUCACAAAGCCGGUGAAUAUUUUUUUAAUCUAUACUCAUAAGCUUUGAUAUAUUAUAUAAAUAUAUAUUAUAUUAUAUAUAUAUAUAUAAAUCCACACUGAAAAUUUUUUAAAAACUAAGGUGAUGUGUCCACCGGAAGCUACUGACGGCUUUCAGAAAGGAGCAGCAUCGGCAACUGACUCUUGUCUCCACACUUGGCAGCUGCAGCCUACGUGGCACCCCUUCACUCACACAGCGUGUUCCGGGCCACGCCUGUUCCCACCAAACAGUCAAAGCAGCAUAAGCUAAAUGAUGAUUCUCUUCGUCAUUCUUGGGUGGCUUGUUCUGUUUCUGCUCUCAUGUAUUGGUCACGGGGCUGGGGGUUGGGGUGACGCUCUCACCUUCUCCUCUUUGGUAUGGUUUUAGGACUGGGGGGCAAGGUGUGGUUUCCCCGUUGGCAUUCUGUUCCCGUCGCAUUGUGUCAGGGUUUCCAUAGGGCGGAUUGGAUUUCUGGAUGUCUUUUUCCCAUCACUUGACCUCAGCUUGGGAGAGCUUUCUUUGUUCAUUUUUUGAGUGAUUCCUUCACGUGUCCCCCUCGACUGUGAGCCCACCACACUCAUCCACGCCACCCUCCCAUCCCGAGGCUGUCAGUUCCCUCCUCAGACCUCUGGAGUUAGAGAUAUUAGGUGUCAUACUGAAGGCAACGUCCUUUCACCUAGGGACCAUGGGGAGGGUGAGCUUUGUGCCCCAGCAGAGGAUAAAACAUUAUUCUUCCAUUCAGAGCUAGGACUGUUGGGGAGACAGUGAGCCAAGAAAUCUAAACCCCAACAGGACUGCAAUUUGGGCUUAAAACAAGUAAAAUGCAAAGUGUCUAGAUUCAACUUCCACAAAUUGCUUGUAUGUUCUUUCUAACUAUGAAAUAUGGGGGAUUUGGGUUUCUCUUAGUAAUCAAGUAGCAGCUGUUUUAUAGUUCAGGGUCAGAAUCCGCCAAUGCAAGUCAUGUCCUGAGCUACGCAGAACUCAGGUGAGAGUCCGCAGAGAGGCUGUUCUUUUUGCAACAGGCUGACGAUAUGCUCCGCAGCCUGGCAGGACAGUCACAGGAUGCCAGGCAGAGUUUCUCUGCCUGUGAGCUCCUCCUAUUUUGAAUAGGGUUGAAAUGUCCUAAAGAAAAGGAGAAAACAGGAAGUGAGGUGGGAUUCUCAAGAUAAAAACAUGUAUGCACAUCUACACACACGCGCACAUGCACGUGUGUGCACACGCACACACAGACACACACUCUACAGCCACAAUAUAAGCUUUAGAAAUGGCCACUUGCCUGUCCCCACCCCGGGGGCAGACAGUGGUUUAUGCUAGAGGAGUCUGACCAAUGUUCAUGUAUCUACCAGUAUACCUCACAAACCGUUGUCAGCAAUGUUCAUGAGCUGUUAAAACCUCCCUCUUGUUUCCAUGUCUGAACUGUGCAGUUUUUGCCGUCCCAGAAUGUGGAUACGGGUUGUGUGUGGGGAAGGGUGGAAGAUCUGUAGUACCUGCUGCAGUCAGUUCUUCAGAGAACUGUCCCUCUCCUUCAGUGGGGUAUUAGAGAUUCAACCACAGGCAAGGCCCCUAUGCCCUCAGCCUGUAGCUGGGCCUACAGCUACGUGGUGGCUUCCUUCCUUCUGGGUUCGGCUUGUCUCUGAGGCCUCAUGCAAAUGUCAUUAACACUGAACAUGUUGCUACCCUUUCCUGGUUCUUCAGUCUGUCCGUCCUCCCUCAGAUCCUCCCUUUGCUUCCAUGGUCUUGGUGCUAAGAUAACUUUAGAAUCAUUGCUGCUAGCCAAUAGUUUUCAUGAUAUAAAUAUAUAUAUAUUAUAUAUUAUUUUUGAAAUGUUUUUGUUUUCAAGAGUGAUGUAGCAUGUUAAAACAAGAAACAAAACUAAACCAUCAAAGCUGGGCCUUUCCACCUGCCCCACUGCCAGGCCUCUUCUGCUGCCUUCUUCACCAAGUUGAUACACCUUGCCUGGUGACUGUCAGCCCUCCCUUUACUCUGCUCCCCAUCUUAACUCCCUGCCCUCUGAGCAGGGGGAGUUAGCAGGAACUAGGGAAGGAAACCCACAGUCCCUUUCAGAGGGUUGGAAUCCGGGUCUCAUCCACUUGCCGGCUCUGAACUGGUGUCUCCCUCCAUAUGCCCUGAAGCACAAGGUCUCCCACUUGCCCAGCUCCUGCCCUGGAACCUCAUCUCCUCACAGACACUUUGGUCUGGGGAGUUUCCGUUGAGAACUGCAUGGACCAAGGUGUGUUCAGAGUAGGGAUGGCUGGCAAGGUGGGUCCCUCACAGGCAGCCUGUAGGCAUAAAUGAUGGCCUGGGCCUUUUCUUCUUGCCCACAGUUGCCUUACACCUCUCCUCCCCAGUGCAGGGGCUUCCUCGCCCGGGAAGGGUCCUCUCUGGGAUGGCCCUAGGCCAGACAUAAGAACAAGGACUGUUCCUUCCCAAGAGGUCGUGGCUACGCAAACUCAAGUCCUUAGCUAAAGACACAGGUUCUAACAUUCCAAGCCAGUGUUACCUGAGUUUCCUUAAGACACCAGGAGCAGGGGGCCUGCCUUGAGGCCUAGAAUGUUCUGGCAGCGUGUGGCUGUAAGCAGUCACCCGGUCCCUGGUGCCCCGUUUCCCCGACCCAACCCCUUCGGCUAGGUGCCUCUGAAACGCUGGGUGCUGGUGAGGCUGGUUCACCCAGGCAGGGCUGUGACAGAUGCUGUCAGGAUGGCGGGUGACUGAGGAACGAUGUGGAUGAACCCCACACAUGCUCCCUGGGAGGGCCAGGGCUUCUGCCCAGUGAAUUCCCAUUUGGGAUGCCCUGUGAUUUCGGGCCUAGGCAUUUCUCAUGUUCCCCUUAGAGAAGAGCCUGGGUGGCCCACAUUUCCAGUCUGGCUGGAGAACCAUGAUUCCUCUCAUAUCUUGGUUGGUUUAACAGACUGGAGAGGCCUUGCAGCAUAAAUGCAGUUGUUUUUGAUGGGACAGGGCCCUGUAACUCAGUCCCUGGUGUAGAAACGUCGAACGAAUGUGUCUGUGGGGCUGACAAGUAUUCACGCUGGGCUGACUAAAGUGACUUUCAUUGGUUCUUACCAAGAGUAGGAACUGAGGUGGUGUUGAAGACUAAGGCUUGUGGCUGUUAAGCCAGCCGGGUACCUUGCAGGCCCCUGUGGUUGAAAUGCUCUCCUACGCAAAGGGAAACAAUGACCACUUAGCAUGUAUGAGACAGGAGGACUACUCCGCCCCGAGGGCAGCUCCUGCCCAGUUAGAAUCCCUGCAUGCAUCAGAACUCAGCGCUUUUGUAAUGUCUGCUUGUGGGUCUCAUGGUGCCAGCUCCAUCCACCCUGCCCCAUCCUCACUGGGGAAUGAGAGCCCACUGGGUUCCAGGACCCUCGGUAGCCAAGUUCCGCUCAGGCUGUGUGUUCCCAACUUGAGUUAUUUUGCUGAGGUUUCUUGUUGGCUUGUUCAUUCUAGACCUUUGAUUUUGUGCAAGGACCUUGGAGAGACUUAAAACACAUCUUAAGUGUUUUCCAUUUGUCUGGAGGAAGAGCAGUGGAGGAAGAAAUAAAGGUGGACAUGGCCGUAGAGAGGUGGAAAUAGACUUGAGCAAUGCUUCCCAUUGCUGCCUGCCGGGAGCUCAUUUGCCUCCAGGAGAGGACACCUGGCCUGAAGUCUAAUUUCUGUCUUCUAGAACACUCCUUUGUUUUUCACUUCUGUCUCUAUGGAAACAGGAGUUUGGCAUCCUAACCUGUUUUCAGUGUGUGAUCUGUGUUAAAUUACAAGUCAGAUUUGUGCUGAUUUGUGCUUUUUUUUUUUUUUUUUGUGGUCCACGCACCCAAUUUGGGCAUAGGCCCCAGGUUCACUGGAGCUCAUGUGUGCCCGGGUGCCCUUUAAGAGGCAGCCCAGUCAGACUGGGCUAGCUAGCAACUGAAGCAGGGAGAGUGGUCCUCUGGGAUGAGGAAAGGCGGGCACAGCAGGCAGUUAAGGUGGGAUUGCUCCUUUACAUGCUGCCUUGGAGUCUAGUCUGGCCAUUCCUCCAAUCCUUGAGGGAGAAAGUACAUCAGAUGUGCAUGGCCCCUCCCCUCAGAGGAAUGCUCUUCUCUAGUCCUCUGUCGGGGCAGUUGUGAGAGUCUUUGAGGUAAUCUUUGCAUGUUAGUCAGAGGGAGAAAAGGUGCCCUUUGGAGAGGAAAAUAGUAUGGCCCUCCUCUUCCUUCUAGCACGCUCUCCCCUUCCCCAGUCCCUUCUGAUGGUAUCACCCUAGAAAUACCUAUGCAAUGCAGUCUCCCUGGGAGGCUGUGCAUGGAGGCAGGGGUAUGUGCAGUGUAUCAUACUGAUGCUAAGGCAUAUCAAUUGUAUAUACAGACAUAUACAGUACGUAUACACGCAGAGUAAGAGUAAAUCACGUCUAUAUAUCUAUAAAUAUAUCCUAUAUAUUUAUACAUUUCUAUGUUUAAAAUAGAUAUAAAAGUAGUCUAUAGAGCUGGAAAGGUGGCGAGGAAGCCGAGUGCUGGGUUGGCUAAGGAGGAGGAGACUUGCUCUGGAAGGGAGGUGGAGCGCUCAGCAGGCUGGAUCGCUGGCCACUGUGGGGACAUCUUCCUUGGGGUACUGGAGGGGAGAGCUGGGUCCCACCUCUCUCCAUGCACUUUCUCUCCUUUCCAGCCAGCUCAGGCUGAGGUUGGAAGGAGAUACCCCUGAGGUCAGGCUGCAGUGGCCCCUACCUCCCCCUACCACUGGCCUUCACUUAGCUGGUCAUUGCUGCUUAGCAGUAGGGGCUCGGACUUGGUCCCUGACCCCUAGGGGAGGUACCUCUGCACAAACUUCCCAGUGCCCUCCCCUAUCAGGAAUGAGCAGCACUGCUGGCGAUAGAAAAGGAGUACCUGGGCUGAACAGAUGUCCAGAAAGAUGUCAUCCCCUCUUCCCAGAUGCUUCUGUCCGCCCCCUGGAGGCCAAGGCUCUGAAGUACAGCCAUCCUGGCCUCCUUCACUCAUUCACCCACUGUCUCUAGAUCACCAGGAGUUGAGAAAGGCAGCCUGAGCUUCAGGUAGCGCUGCCUCUCCCAAUUCAGAAGCCCCACCUGGUGGAAGAGAUAUAUCUGCACACUGACAUUUUCAAUGGCAACUCAAGUUCAGGAUCUGGGCCUUGGCCCAGCUCACUCUGCGCAGCCACAGCUGCUGGCUGUACUCAGGACAAUGCUGUCCCCUCUUCCCAAACCAACCAAGCAGUCCACCCACCUCUGCUGUGGCAGCAGGUUUAGGCUUAGUUCACGACACUGUUCUCAUUCUCUCACUGGAUGCCCAAGCCCACUUUCUCUGGGGAGGGUAUUUUCUUCAGCUUGUCCCCAGACAAUGUCUCCACACUGGGUGGGGAUGCCUGGGACUCCAGGGAGUCUGGCAGGCUGGCAGGAUGGCAGAGGGUUUGUGCAGUCCACAUGGGAGUCAGAAGCCUAUGCUCCCAGCAUCCUCUGUUUCCUCUCUCUCCGGGAGCAGAAAGGAUCUGAUGACAAGAACCCUCCCUGCUCUCCAGCCCAGCCUGCCUUUGGCCUCCACACACACACUCACUUCCCAUACCGAGCCUUUGCAGGUCUCCCCUGCUCUUCCUCACCAUACUACCAACGGACCUCAGUCUCCAGCAGACCAGUCCUGUACCACAGUUGAGAUCAGGUCUGCUCUGCCAAUGCCCACUUCCUUGAACCACAGCUAGCUGCCAACCGGCUGAACACCCUGUAGUGCCUGGCUCAGUGGAGUUCAGGACCAAUGGCCCGAGCCCUCCACCCACUACAGUGGGUCAGAGCCUGGCCAGGGGAUAGGCAUUCCCAGUAGCAAUCCCACAAUGCACUGUACCUCAGAGAGAGAGAACAUGCCACAGGGCACUGACGGGACCAGCCUCCGUGCAGAGGGGCAACUGCUCACAAUACUAUUCAUAAGAAGACAAAGGCCAGGCUGUCCUAGGGCAUCCCUCAGUGUACUCUUUGGCCUCUGGAAGAGCCAGUAGUCUUUUUCAGCCCUGGUCUCUCUCUUCCUCUCCAUCCCUAAGCUGCUGAACCGUUUUCAUGUCAAUCACAAAGAAAAAAAAAGUGGGGGUGGGGGGAAUUCCUAGGAGCCUAUUACCACACACAUAUUAAUAUGUUAAUACUUUCUUUUUUAAAGACAACUCUCAAUGUUAUUAUUUGGCAGACUGUGCUUUAUAGUACCUGUGUGUCGGGGGCUAGAACACUGGAUACAAAUAGAGCUAUGCUGGUUUAUAAUCUGUAUGCAGAGUCUUUCCUUUUGUCACAUUAUCCUCAUAAUGUAAGAAGAUUAUUAAUAAAAGCAUUUA
Microtus ochrogaster (prairie vole) is the source of this 10111-nucleotide messenger RNA. RefSeq names its product PR/SET domain 11 (gene Prdm11). NCBI's taxonomy places the organism in Eukaryota, Metazoa, Chordata, Mammalia, Rodentia, Cricetidae. Gene Ontology annotation, molecular function: protein binding. The record is from RefSeq and is a predicted model, not a curated record.